Messenger RNA from Penicillium canescens, 267 nucleotides. RefSeq lists its product as uncharacterized. NCBI's taxonomy places the organism in Eukaryota, Fungi, Ascomycota, Eurotiomycetes, Eurotiales, Aspergillaceae. The transcript is spliced from 3 exons. The coding region runs from base 1 to 267 and encodes 88 amino acids. The record is from RefSeq and is a predicted model, not a curated record.
AUGCGCCUUACGAACAUCGUUUUCUUCGGCUCUGUCGUGUAUUGGGCCGCCGCGGCGCCCACAGAAACUCACGCCCUUGUUGAAAGACAGGCGAUCAACGUGAACGGUUGCUGGUGUUGCAAUACGGUUAUAAAGCCUCAUGGAAACUUCUAUGGCGCUGGGGCUGGUUGUAAGGCUGGAGCAUGUGGUAAUCCAGAUCAUGAGCUCUGUUGCACUGCUGCCGUCCUUCUCCCUUUUAUUGCCUGUGUAGGUCCACGCUCCCCCUAG